AUAAAGGUGGGUGUAUAUAAGGAAGGGCUUGCAUGUGAAGAUGUCACAAGAAGUGGAAUAGAAUGGGCGAAGUGGUUAGAGAUCAAGAGAGCGGAGGGAAAAUGAUGAAGGGAGAGAUGGAGAGAAUAGGGUGGCUGAGUAAAGCGAAGCCAUAUCUGCUCAUGGUUGGCCUCCAAUUUGGGAUGGCAGGCAAUUACAUAUUCGGCAAGGACGUCCUCGACCGUGGCAUGAAUCGUUUUGUCUUCAUUGUCUACCGUAAUUCCAUGGCUUCCUUCUUCCUCGCUCCUUUCGCUUUCUUCCUCGAAAGGAGGAGUAGGCCAAAGAUGACAGUCUCAGUUUUCCUACAGAUAAUGGCACUGGGAUUUCUUGAGCCGGUAUUCAAUCAAAGCUUCACUUACUUGGGGAUGAAAUACACUUCGGCUUCAUUCGCUUCUGCCAUAGUGAACGCCGUCCCCUCCUUCACGUUUCUGUUGGCAGUCAUUUUCCGGAUUGAGAGGAUAAAAGCGAAGGAGAUAAGGAGUGCAGCGAAAGUGAUAGGGACGAUGGUAACGCUUGGAGGGGCGCUGGUGAUGGCAACUUAUAAAGGUCCAGGAUUCAGUUUAUUCAACUCAGCCGCCAGAUCACAGCGUGAAGGUGGCGGCGGCGCUAACCCUACCCACAAUAACAGCCAGACCAGUGGGGCUCUGUUCAUAUUGAUGGGGUGCGGGGCAUUGUCGGGUUUCUACAUAUUGCAGUCGGUGACGGUGAAGAGAUAUCCGGCGGAACUGUCACUGGCCACACUCAUAUGCAUGGCGGGUACUUUGCAGACCACCGCGGUGGCGCUUGUGGCGGAGCCUCACUCUCACUCCUGGGCCAUCGGUUUGGACUACCGUCUCUACGCCCCUCUCUACACGGGGAUAGUGAGCUCGGGAAUAGCAUAUUAUGUGCAAGGGGUGGUCAUGAAACUGAGAGGCCCCGUGUUCGCCACCGCCUUCAAUCCGCUCUGCAUGAUCAUCGUUGCCGUGCUCGGCUCCCUCCUCCUCCGCGAGCAACUCCAUCUUGGAAGUAUCAUAGGAGCCAUCAUCAUCGCUCUGGGCCUUUACUCUGUCGUCUGGGGUAAAGCCAAGGACCAUUCCCAAUCACAUCCCGAAUCAUCAUCCCCCCAGAAACCACCUAAUUCUGCUGCAACUCUCCACGAUCCUGAUGAUCUCAAGCCAGACAUUAUUACUGCUCACAACAUGGAUCAACUCCAGCUUGAUCUGCAGUUAUCCAAAAUGGAAGCUCAACAAACAAACGCCAAGCUCUAAUCAGUAAUGCAUGCCGCCUUCUUUUCCCGCCAUAGAGCAGGCCAUGCUUCGGCUUCUGCUUCUGCUUCGUGUCAACAGAUGCACAUAGCGGCGCGUCUCUUUGGCUUUAUGUUAAAGAUUUUGGUUUAGGUUGGUUCAUGUACUUAUUGAGAUUUGGGAGUGCAGCAUUUUCGCUUUUGUGAGAUAGCAGAUUUCUAGGCGUUGGAAUUAGGGAUUCACCUGUCCUCUUGGAGAUUAGCUUUACUAGGUGCUCUUUGUCUAUAGCUCGCUUGACUAUGUCUCAUACAUGUCAUCUAUAUCUAUCAGUAGAUGUUUCUUCUUUCCCAUUAAA
Neltuma alba is the source of this 1617-nucleotide messenger RNA. RefSeq names its product WAT1-related protein At4g08290-like. Gene Ontology annotation, cellular component: membrane. NCBI's taxonomy places the organism in Eukaryota, Viridiplantae, Streptophyta, Magnoliopsida, Fabales, Fabaceae. Gene Ontology annotation, molecular function: transmembrane transporter activity. The record is from RefSeq and is a predicted model, not a curated record. The coding region runs from base 63 to 1286 and encodes 407 amino acids. The transcript is spliced from 6 exons.